AUGAAUAAAAAUUCAGAUACAAAACAGUAUAAUAAGAAUAAGAAUAAGUAUUCCUUAUUUUUUUAUAAAAAUAAAUAUUCAAAUAUUAAGCAUAGUAAUAACAACAAUAAUCAGCAUUUAAACGAUCAUUUCAAUAGUGUUUUUAACACAAACGUAAAUUGUUCAUCAAGUAUUAACACCAAUAUCUUUUAUAAAAAAAAAAGCAAUUUAAAUUCUCUUAACGACAUGAAAAAUAGUAAUAUGUUAUCCUAUAACGACGACAUGUAUAAUUUAGAAAAACGAAAACCUAUGAAUGGAACAGGUUCUGGUUUAAACUCGUACAAUGUAGAUAAUAACAAUAAUAAUAAUAAUAAUUCAGUUAACAAAUAUAACAAUAAUAAUAAUAGUAAUAAUAAGAAUUCUUAUAAUUUUCAAAAAAAAGAUGGAAAACAAAAUUAUGAAGAUUACUUUAGUUGUAUACAAGAUGCAGUAAAUAGUAGUAACAAUUCAUUAAAUCAUGGUCAUAGAAAUUAUAAAAAUUAUAAUGUUGAAAAUAAUCAUGAAAAUUAUAUGAAUUUGAAUAAUUCAAAAAAUAUAAAUCGAUACUAUGAUUUAAAUAAUAAUGCAUCAUGUACGAAUAUACCAGGACAAAAAAAAAUCAGUUAUUUUAAUUCGCAAAGUAAUAAUAACAAUUCUAUUCAUAACGAUAAUAGCAAUAAUAAUAGUAGUAGUAAUAAUAAUAACAAUAAUAAUAAUAAUAAUAAUAAUAGCAAUAAUAAUAAUAAUUCCAUUUCGUCUAAUUAUAAUAUCACUGAUAAAAUAAUAGGAGGUCCUAAUGAAAAAAAUAUAUUAGAAAAUAAUAUUUUAACGAGUGAUAAUAAAAAUGCUUUAUUAAAUAUGAUAAACAAUGAAAGAAAUAAAAUAAAUGAAAAUAAAGAUGAAAAAGUGGAAAAAAAAGAUGAGAAAUUUUCAAAUGGAAAUAAUACUAAUUAUGAAAAUGCAAAAGAUUCAUUAAUAAGUAAUGAAAUGGAUAUGAAUAACAUUUGUAAUAUAACUAAUUUGAAUGAUAUGAAUUACAAAAGUUUAAAUUCAUCAAGUGGCAAUGCAUAUAGCAUUUCAUAUAUGUUUAUCUAUCAGUAUUAUUAUGUUCUCCAUACAAAAAAAGAAAUGAUGCAUAAUUUUUAUUCCGAAAAUGCUAUCCUUUUAAUAAGUUUUAACUACCAAAAUUACAAUUAUGAAAAAGAUCUAUAUAUGAAAAAUUGUAAUAUUGGUGAUGAAAAAAAACAAAUCAGUAAUAACAGUAGCAACAAAUUAUUAAAUGAUGCAGAGAAGUUUUUCAAUUUUAAUGAAAUAAACAUUGAAGGGUGUCAUAAAAGUGAUAAUAUGAUAAAAUUAAAAAAUAGAAAAAUGAUAUAUGAAUAUUAUAAAAAUCUUGAUGUUAAUGAAUGUACUGUUCAUAUAAAUUCUAUUGAGGUAGUUAAUUUGCAUGAUGAGAUUUAUAUAUACAUUUAUGGAAAAAUAAAAAAAUGUAAAGAUACCAAUGUCUAUUAUUUUUUCGUUCAAAAUAUUCACCUGCACAAAUAUAAUAUAUAUCAGUAUUAUGUAGAUGUGGAUUUUAUUCAUUAUUAUAAUACAUGUAAUUGGGAUGAUAAAAAAUAUGUAAAAGAUUUCAGUUACGAAAAUAGCAAGCUUCUAAGUAAUAUUUAUGAUAUAAAAAAUAAAGAAGAGGAUAAAAAAAAAAAGCAGAAAACAAAUAAAUUAAAUAUAAGUAAUGGUAAUGAUUUUAAAUUAGAUAAUAUUAAAAAUGAAAUGGUUAAAAAUAAAAAUAAUGAAAAAAAUUUAAUUGAUAAUAAAAAUGCAGAUACUUUAUUAAAAAAGAAUGAAAAAAAUGACAAUGUAUCAUUUAUAGAAAGAAAAUAUAAAAUGAAAUUAGGAGGAGAAAAUGAAAAAAAUUACCAAGAUGGGAUUGAUUUAAUAAGAGAAAAUAAAAAUGGAAAAAAAAAUGAUGAUGAAGAGGAUGAAGAAGAAGAGGAUGAAGAGGAAGAAGAGGAUGAUGAUGAAUAUGAUGAAGAGGAUGAAGAUGAUGAAGAGGAUGAAGAUGAAGAUGAUGAUGAGGAUGAUGACGAGGAUGAUGACGAGGAGGAAGAAGAUGAUGUUGAUGAAGAGAAGGAAGAAGAAAAUGACGAAGAAGAAGAUGAGGAAGAUGAAGAUGAAGAAGAUGAUGAGGAAGAUGAAGAAGAUGCUAUUAGAAAAGAAAAAAGGCAUAAUAAAGUAGUAGAUGAAGAAGAAAAUGAUGAUGAUGACGAUGAAGAUGAAGAAGAAGCUGAAGAAUUAAAUGAAGAGAAAAAAAGAAAAAAAAAAAAUAGACAAGAAAAAAAUGACGAAAUGAUGAUGAUUAAAAAGAGAGAAGAUAAAAAUUUAAGAAAAGGUAAUGGAGGCGCUAUUGGUUCAAUUAACAAAGGAAAAAAUGUGAAAAAGACAAACGAAGAAAAAGUUAAAGUUGGAAAACCUACCUCUGUGCAAAUAAAUAAGUAUUCUGUAGAUAAAAAAAACAAAGAAAAAGAAAAAAAUGAAAAUUUACAGAUAAAUAAUGUUGAUUCCAAUAAUAAAGAAUGUGUAGAUAAAAUAAAUAAAAAUCAUAUAAAAGAUAAAAAUAACAGUGUUAUUAACAAUGUUAACAAUAUAGAAAAAGAUAAUGAUGAUGAAAAUUUGAAAAUGAAUUUAGAUGAAAAAAAAAUUAAGAAAAGUAAAAAUGAAAAUGUAUGGAACACAGGAAAUGAAAAAUUGCCUAAACUUGAAAAUAUUAUAAAAGAAGAAAAAAGUGCAAAUGAAAUGACAAAAAAAAAAAAAAAAGAAAAAAAUAAAGUAGACCCAGAUAGUUGGGUGUUCAGAGUUAUGAAAAAUUAUAAAAAUAGUUUAGGAGAAAGGAACGCAUUAAAUAAUCAAAAGGUAGAAGAGAAACAAGAAUAUGAAGAAAAAGAAAAUGAAGAAAGUGUUCAAGAUGAAGAAGAGAAAAAAAGAGAAGAGAUAAACGUAAAUGAUAAAAAAAUUAUAAUUCAUAAUAUACAUAAAAAUAUGGAUAAGAAAAAAAUAAAUGAUUGUAUAAUUGAUAGAUUAAAGAAAUAUAAUGAUGGUCAUGCUGUUCAAAUAGAUAUUUAUCAAAGAUCAAUUAAAAAAAUAUUUCCUCAUACAUUUAAUUAUCAAAACAAUUACGAUAAAGUAAAACCAACAGAAUACUCUUAUGCUAUUGCUGAAUUAGAUUGCCGACAAAGUCAACAACUUUUACUUGAUUUAGGAUUGUAUUGUAACGGCAUUAAAUUAAACAUAGAAAAUUUUAAAGAAAAAAAGAAAAAUGAGGUUAAAAAAUUUAAUAAAAAAUUUAACGGAUUCAACACACCUUUAGAAGGAAAACCAAAAGACGAGAAAUUUAAAAACACUUUUUAUAGAGGAGGUAAUGUUCCUUUCAGAAAUAAAAGAAAUAAUAUUUUUGUAAAAUAA
Plasmodium gallinaceum is the source of this 3477-nucleotide messenger RNA. RefSeq names its product conserved Plasmodium protein, unknown function. Lineage: Eukaryota; Apicomplexa; Aconoidasida; Haemosporida; Plasmodiidae. The record is from RefSeq and is a predicted model, not a curated record. The transcript has a single exon. The coding region runs from base 1 to 3477 and encodes 1158 amino acids.